UAAGGGACGUCACUCUGCGGUUUUCUUGACAGAGUUAUCCGCCGUGUAUUCUCCCAGUUGUCCAUUGUUGUUGGUCUCCGUCACGACCUCUCAUUCAUCAGCCUGGAAGAAACUUGUUACUCUUGAAGUCUGGUGUUGUUGCUUGCAGUUCCUACCACGUCUUUACCGGUGUUGGAGAGUGGAUGUAGCACCGCAACCUGUUGGAAAUAGUGAAAAUUUAACAAGAAAAGAUCAGCAAAAUUCAAGAACUUGGCAGUUUUAGAGAGAGAGAGAGGGAGAAAAAAAUGAUUUCAAGGCUGUCAGUGUUGUUUAUUGGAGCGUUGGCCGUUUCUAUGGCAAUAGCGGCUCCUUUAUCCAACCAGGAGAGUUUGGUCAAAUCGGAAAAAUCUGAACAACCCGUUGAAAGAGCCAAACGUGCAGAGGAAGAAAUUGUUUUUGGCAACCAACAAAACAAGCCCCGAGUGAUGGCUAAAAAAUCUGACCUCGCCAACCUCCUAGUUCCGGUCGUCCCCGAGGGGAUGAAGGACAAAGAUGGCGUUGUCAUCGCCCACAAGCCGGCGCCCGUUGGGGCGGAACUCGCGGCCCAGGCCGCCUUAGACAGGAGCGCGGAGAAAGAAAAAGUCGAACAGGCAGUGGAAGCGGCUAUGGAAACGGUGGCAGACGAGCAAAGGGCGACUCAGAAGGCAGCGGAAACUGCCCAUGAGGAAAUCAAAGAGCUCGUCAAAGAAGAAAUCCACAAGGACGAAAAGGCCGAGGAAGCCAUAGAGAAAGACAAACAAGGGCUCAAGGAGCUGGAAAAGGCCAUAGACGAGCCCGCCCCUAGCGGCGAGCUGGCCGAAUCAUCUCCCGAGGGCACUGGCGACGUUUCUGACGACGAGGUCAGCGAGUUUCUGGAAGAAAUUCAGAACGAGAAUGACGUCGAUAACAAUGACGUAAACAGCGACUACUACCAGAAGAUGUACCAGUACAUGCCGUCAUACGCAGACCAAGACAUUCUCCAGACCAUCCCCUUCCCAUACUACCGCCGUCGCCGCUCCCUCCCCUCUCCAAGAAAAGCCGCCCCUGUCAAAAACCACCGCGGUGCCAGGCGCAUAAAACGCGACAUCCUCGACGAAUACUACAACACCCUGAGCCUCCCCUACACCCCCGUGGAGUUGAACGACGCCCUGAUCUCUGAACCCGACGACUACGUCCCACUGACCCCUGAAGAGAAAGACUACCUUUACAGACGUCUGCUGGACAACCUCGCUGGCAUGUACGAAGAUCCGAAAGACGAGAUCGAAAACGAAGACUCGGUUGUUCCGUACAUCAAUAAUCUCAACGAAGCUCAGGACGAUGCGUACACGCCAUACGUCGUCUACGGGGAGAACAACAUCCCUUCCAUCUACUCACCGGAAAUGGAGAGGCAGGCGUACUCACCAGACGACAAUGAUGUCAUGUUUUUUAAAAGAGGUAUGAUUGACUACAUUCCGGAGGAGGAAGAGGAGAAGAGGUACUUCUUUCCCUUCAGCGAGGAACCCCAAACACAUUGGGGAGCUUUUGUGCCAGAGAAACGAGAUUACGGCGAGGCCAUUCAGAGGCUGCAGCGACUCGCAAUGGCGCUCAGUGACAACCAGGGGCCUUACUACAGGGAGAUGGUGGAGGAUUACAUAAGGAAAUAAAGAUAGAGAAAAGACCUGAGCCACCAGCUUGUCUUCUCCAACUGAAGGACCUGAUGCCAGUAACCAGCAGGCCUGUCGGUGCCCAUGGGCCUCACACCAAACUGUUACAUUACCACUUAGUUUUGUUGAAUAUUCGUCUGUGACACUUUGGUUUUCCAUUCAAUUCUUGUCUCAAAGUAUUAAAGUCAUGGAGCUUCAAUGUUAUAUUAUUUGAUGAGUUAUUGUCAUGUGCUGCUUCUCAUUAUUUCCCCCCCUGCCCAUGUAAAUAUUUGUGGAUGUUGUUCCAAGACUAAUGUUAGUUCCAGAUGGGUUUAUUUAUUGAGGGGUAGAUGAAUGCAGGAUGUGCCCACCUGCCUGUCUAGAUUUCUUCACCUGGAAAUAUUAAUUUAUACAUAUAUUUAAUUAAAACCUUAAACAUUGUGGUAAGAGUUAAUGUUCUAUUUAAUUCAGUUAUUAUUGUAUCGGAAAUUACCUAAACAUUAAAGAGUUAUACCUAUGUUUCAGUUCCUGUGAAUUUUUUUUUUAAUUUUAAAUAAAUUUUUAUCUAAAUACUGUAAUCUAAAACAAUUAAACAGAUAAAGUAUAUUGAAAAUAAACUGACGCAUAACAAGUGACUUGUUUUAUAAAUCAUUUGUUGAGAAGAUGUAUCAGAUCUCCCAAUGCCUUUGGUGAUGUUAAAUCUGCUGUUUGUGACUGAAAACCUGACAAGGACUACAAAAAGUUACUUUUAUUCAAUAAAUAUUUAUUUUUAAAGCCAG
Molecule: messenger RNA, 2419 nt
Organism: Physella acuta
Lineage: Eukaryota; Metazoa; Mollusca; Gastropoda; Physidae
Source: RefSeq, a predicted model, not a curated record